Messenger RNA from Capronia coronata CBS 617.96, 864 nucleotides. RefSeq lists its product as uncharacterized. The transcript is spliced from 4 exons. NCBI's taxonomy places the organism in Eukaryota, Fungi, Ascomycota, Eurotiomycetes, Chaetothyriales, Herpotrichiellaceae. The record is from RefSeq and is a predicted model, not a curated record. The coding region runs from base 1 to 864 and encodes 287 amino acids.
AUGGCGAGCAAUCUACAUGCGAGCGCCCUUUUCGAUGUUUCUGGUCGCUGGAUCGCCAUCACUGGCGCCGCCAGUGGAAUCGGUCAUAUGCUGGCACGAGGCUGCGCAGUCAACGGAGCACAUUUGAUCUUGAUAGACAUCAACGAAAGUUCUUUGUCCCAAGUCAAGAGUGAACUUCAAGAACUGUCUUCAGCAUCGAAUAUCAUUACGAUCCAGGGUGAUCUAUCCUCCGAAGAGGGUGUCCAGAAGGUUGCCAGUAUUAUCAAAGACCAACGGGAUUCGUUAGACACCCUCAUCCACUGUGCUGCCAUACGGUAUAUGAACGAAGUGACAUACCACCCUGGCGACGGCUUAAAGGCACUUGAAGCUGCGACCCUGUCGGCGCCUUACAAGGGCUGGGAACACACUUUUCGCCUGAACGUACUGGCUCCUUACUACCUGACUGCUCAUCUGAUCGGCCUUCUCGGUGCUGCUGCCGCCAAAGGCGAUGGCAGAGGCUGCGUGAUCUUGUUUAGCAGUCCAGCCAGCGUGCACAACCAUCAGUUCGUCCCUUGUUACCAGACCUCCAAGGCGGCGGUGGACCACCUCGUGAGGAUCAUGGCUGCAGAGUUUGCAGACUUUUAUAUCCGCGUCAAUGCCAUUUCUCCUGGCAUAGUGCCUUCUGGGAUGACUACGAAUGACGCAACUUCAAAUUUGCAUCUCGCGGGAGAGACUCCAGCAAAACGCCCUGGCAAUGAAGAAGAUAUGGUGGGCACUGCUCUUUGGUUGCUGAGCAAAGCCGGUGCUUUUAUGGACGGGAAAGUCAUUCGCGCCGAAGGUGGUCGGUUGUUGAUAUUAAAAGGGGUAACAUCAAAUUCGGACUGA